AUGUCGACCCGUGUUGUCCGCGCCUGCGAUGGAUGCCGCGUUCGAAAAGUCCGCUGCAACGGAGAGCAGCCCUGCUCUCAGUGCGCGCACCUCAACCUCGCAUGCAAGUUUGCGCCGCCCCCCGCUAAGCGCAAGCCCGGCGUGCGCGGACGUCUCGUUGCGCAGCUUCGCAACAGCCAGGCGCAGGAACAGGAGCAGCCCAACGGCGGAGGAGGAGGCAGCAGCAGCAGCAAGACAUCCCCCCUCUCAGGAGGAGGGGGAGGAGGAGGUUCCAUCACCUCGAGUAGUUCGCCCAGCGACGCCUCCCCGCCCGCCGUCACCUCCAUCGCCGGCAUCGUCAAUUCGGACUCCUGCGCCGAUACCGCUCUCACCACCAAUAGCGCUGCCUCCUCGCCUCUUCCCGCGAUGCCCUCGCCAACUACGUACAAUGUCUGGCCACACCACACUAUCAAUUACUUUCUCGGUUACCUAGCCCUCUACGAAGAGCAAAUUUACCCCGUCAACCCAGUCCUCAGCCGCGAUGAGAUGUGUGCCGCCAUUCACAACAUGAAUGCCAGCUUUCAAGACCGCGCCCUCGUCUACGCCUUUGCUGCCAUCACCAUCAAUCUAACCCAGACGCUGCUCACCACCCAAUCAGAUACCCUCACGGAAAUAGCCACCCUCAUGAGCCUGGCUAUUCAGGUGCAUCGCCAGGCCGAGACACUCCGCGACAACUGCACCGCCUGGACGAGGCUCGACGCGGGACCAUCGGGUGCCAGCGUCAAAUUUGGCGAGCUCUCCGUCAAUUUUAAACGCAUCAUGACGUGCGUCUUUCUCGAAAUCUGCAUGAUGGCGUUCAAGCGCUGGGACCGCAGCUUAAUGCUGCUCCGCGAGGCCAUCACCAUGAUUCAGGUCCUCAAUGUCCACCAGUACGACGCCAUGCCCUUUGACGGGUCGCAAAUCGACGUCUUCGACGCCAAGGACGGCGGCCCGCCCGCUCACGCCAACCCCGCCGAGGUCACGGUCCACGCCGGCAUGCGACCCCGCGACGUCUUCCGUCUGCGCCGCGUCUACUGGGAGGUGUACAUCCACGAGCGCUUCCUCUCCACUGUGACAGGCUACCCGUGCGUGACGCUCGCCCUCACCGCGGUCCCGAUCAACGACCCGUGCAUACCGGCCCACGUCGACCUCGGCUUCAACCGACUCGUUAAUCUCUUCCGCGUCCUUGACGGACCAUUUCUCGCGCACUGGACCGCCCAAAAGGACCCCACACAGUCUGUCCCCAAGAUGACGGCCGCCUGGAUCGAGACCAAGCAGGCUGAGCUCGACCGCGACGAAGAUGGCGCUGCCAUCAGCGAGCAGCGCCUUGUGCACACCGGCCGCGGCCGCUUCACCGAGAUUCAACACGUUGACCUCUUCGUCACUCGCGUCUGGCUGCGCACCCUCGUCUGGCAAUUCGCCCUUCAUCACGGCCUCCUCCGCUCCGCCCCGCCCCGUGACACCCACGAGGGCCUCUCACUACACUUCCCGGCCCAGCGCCUCUCCAGCCAACUGCGCGCCCUCGUCGCCCGCCUCGGCAACGUCUCCAGCAUCGUCACCCACGGCAGCGGCAUCCUGCAAAAGCUCUUUGAAAUCACAUCCACUGUCGCUGACGUCCUUGCGCUCCCCCUCGGCCCUGGCCAGACGGAAGAGGAGGCCCGCGCGCGCCUCCAGGACUUUGAGUUUCUCGUCCGGUUCCUGUUUAGCUUUGAACGGAUAGAUAAAACCCAACGCGACUACCUGCGCGAGAAGCUUGGCAUCCUGGGCCGUCAAUACACGGUUGUCGACUUUGCGGGGCUGGCAGGCAAGAGCCCUGAUGCAUGA
Molecule: messenger RNA, 1842 nt
Organism: Beauveria bassiana ARSEF 2860
Lineage: Eukaryota; Fungi; Ascomycota; Sordariomycetes; Hypocreales; Cordycipitaceae
Product: C6 transcription factor
Exons: 1
Coding region: 1-1842 (613 amino acids)
Biological process (GO): regulation of DNA-templated transcription; DNA-templated transcription
Molecular function (GO): DNA-binding transcription factor activity, RNA polymerase II-specific; zinc ion binding; DNA binding
Source: RefSeq, a predicted model, not a curated record